This is a messenger RNA of Hydatigera taeniaeformis, 765 nucleotides long. Lineage: Eukaryota; Metazoa; Platyhelminthes; Cestoda; Cyclophyllidea; Taeniidae. The record is from the annotation of a GenBank genome assembly.
AUGUCGCGUAACAGGAGCACUGCCCGUUACGAACGCGACUCCAGUCCUCCUCCUCCUCCUCAUCUACCUUCCCGUUCACGCGCGGCAGGCAGAUUGAGGCCACGUUUUGAGGAACUUGGCUUGAACUAUGGCUUUGCACAGGCCGAUCCAGAGAAGAAUGUUGGCUAUUGUUUCGUCUAUCGUACGUUAAAAAAUAAACUUUCUAAGGGUGGCAUGGCGUGCAACAUUCGUGCAGAUGAAAACGAGAUUAGACUUACAGAACUUGAAGGACCCUUGGACAAGCGGGAGAAAGUCCGGAUUUUUACUCACGACAUCAUCAGUUACUACAAAUUCAAUCAUAAGGCCAAGUUUGUCGCUAUUUGUAUUGAUGCUUAUCAUCGGAGGAAGACUGGAUAUUGGUUUCUGUGUUUUGAAAGAGAAGGGCAGUUGUCGUAUUUCUGCGAAUAUCUUAACUUUCUUUUCGGUUUGGAUGUUGUGGAUGCCUACGAAGGGCAAGAUGGAGAUAGAGUUAGUUACGUGGACCGAAGAUCGCGAAGUGCCCGGUCAUUCUUGCUGAGCCAAACAAAUAGAAGCUAUGACAGCGAUCUAUGCCAUUUCAGAGGUCAGCAAGAACCUGACUCUUACGAUAGUGGCUACACCGACUCCAGUAGCGAAGUUUAUGCCUCAAGCGUCCUCUCCUCCCUCCCCCCUCCACCUCCUCGAAAAAUGGCCCAUCCCAAAUAUUCGCCCCAGAAAUUUGCCAAAAAACGCAAUUUCAGGCGUUGA